AAACCAAUGAAACAUCCUCAAGUUCUUCAGCUUCAAAAAUUACUCAAACAUCUUCUUUUGGGCCAAUAGAUAAUUAUAUAGUAAAAGCUUUGUCAGUAAAGGAUACAAAAAAGUUUCAUUGGCUUCUUUUAUGCCUUACAAUUUCAUGUGGAUGGGCAUUGCACUGGGUGAAUAAACCUGAAGCAGCUAAAUUAUUUGAAUUUCUUAAUCUGCUUCUUAAGCUUCCUGAUCGAUGUAUACUUGAGGAACGAAUUUUAAAUGAAGCAGUUGGUGAAUCUAAUAAAGCAAUGUUAAAUAUGUUAAAAGAAGAUCAAGGUAGACCACAUGUUUGGAAAGCAUUAAAUAUAAGUUUAGAACAUAAGACUCAUUUAGAGGUAAUUGAAAAAAUUAAUAGAAUGCUCAAUAAAUUAAAUUCACAAUCAAUAAAAGUUAUUUCUAUUGUAACAGAUAGUGAAGGUGCCUACACAGCUGCUAG
Molecule: messenger RNA, 475 nt
Organism: Cetraspora pellucida
Lineage: Eukaryota; Fungi; Glomeromycota; Glomeromycetes; Diversisporales; Gigasporaceae
Source: the annotation of a GenBank genome assembly